GACAACCGUGCGAGUUUGUCCGCUUGGCAUGGAGGUGGCACUUUACUGCUUUUAUUUACUGCUCUGACAAAAAGCAGCCACGCAGCCAUGUCGGAGGACACGCGGGCCGGGACAGAGAGCGACUUUGAGAAGACUCUCGCUUUAAUUGGCGGCCGUGAGAGGAUAUAUUUGGUGAGUGACGCCUGUCAAAGCAAAGAAGCGGGCGAGAGCGACGCCGGCGUCCUGCAGGAGUUCAUCCGUGAUUUGUUCCACGGCGGAAACGACGGACAGCCGAUUUCCUCCUCCGCUGUGAGCGAGCAAAGCCACGUUUGUACCGCGAAAAGCGGCGGCAACACUCCACUGGAGAAGCGCGAGGAUUUAGGAGCUAACACUCGGGGAAAGACAGCUCGGAGGGAGGUGAGCAGUUCCAGCCUCAGAAGAACCAUCGACUACCCGUCCAUCGUAUUCCUCUUCAGGCAGACGUUCAUCAGCUGCGACCACAACCAAGCUUGCUUGAAGGAGAUACUCAAGGACGUCAAGGCUCGCACUAAACGAGCCGGGAGCGCCACGCCGGCUCUGAUUGGUUUAGUCCGCACCACAGCGGAGAGUACCGAGACCCAAAGGUGUGUGCAGCACCUGGACCGCCUCAUCCGAAACGUGUUCCCAAAACAUGCACCGGAGACUAUUUGGGUGGGCUCCUUCGUCCCCAGCGCGGAGAGCAGCACGCUCAACAUCAAGAGGAACUUCUGCAGAGUGAUCAGUUCUUCUCCUCCAACAGCAGAUAUUACCAGUAAUAGUGGGAACCCGCUUCUGUGGCCAUUCCAGUGUUUGUUCAGGCCUAAUGGAGGAGGAACACCCAACAGUUCUCCAACCAGCAAGCAAAGAGGUGAUUCGGGAAGUAUGGAGGAAAGCAUUCCUUUGAAAUCCAAUUCCACAUCCGCUGGGCCAAAUGAGGAAUCUGCUGGAGGAAACUGCUGAUGUCCCCAACACUAUGGACAAUAAUGUUUUUACUUUGUAGGGACGAGCUGGUCUUAAAAGCCUUCAUGUUGUCAAAGAUAUCCGUCAUGAUGUUCUGCGUCAAUAUACAACACAAGAUAUGCCUGAUUAUGACAUCUCGGGUCACCUUGUGGAUGUAUGCUAUAUAAAUGAAUUACAAUUUAGUUGCACCUUUGACUUUAUUAUGUGUUAUAAAACUUGUGUUGUACAUGAUUUUAUCACUAAAUUAACCAAACUGCUGUAACUCAUGUCUUCCAUAUCUUAUUUGAGCAAUUUUAUUUGAAGUCCUACAAAAUAUAGAGAGUAUCAACUACGAGUUAAUUGACUACAGCGGAGGAGCUGAGCAUUUCUUCUUUUUCCAUACCAUUAUAAAGAAAAUGACCAGAUAUUGUAAAAUGUAGUGCCUUAGAUUUAUGCUUUUGGCAGCUGUAAUAGUAAACAAAUGAGCGCUAACAUUGUAUGUAUUUAUUAGGUUACUGGAUUGUUUAUUGAUAACAUAUAUUUGAAUA
Messenger RNA from Dunckerocampus dactyliophorus (ringed pipefish), 1484 nucleotides. RefSeq lists its product as uncharacterized. Lineage: Eukaryota; Metazoa; Chordata; Actinopteri; Syngnathiformes; Syngnathidae. Bases 88 to 957 code for a protein of 289 amino acids. The transcript is spliced from 3 exons. The record is from RefSeq and is a predicted model, not a curated record.